This is a messenger RNA of Myodes glareolus (Bank vole), 2958 nucleotides long. The record is from RefSeq and is a predicted model, not a curated record. Lineage: Eukaryota; Metazoa; Chordata; Mammalia; Rodentia; Cricetidae.
UUUCAUGUUGAAACAGUGAAUGAUGACAGGAAAGUGGUAUUGGAUUAUUUUAAAGAGUGAUUUCUGGACUGGAGGUGGGGCUUAGUUGGUAGAGUACUUGCCCAUAAUACACUAGGCCCUGAGUUCAAUCCCCAGCACCAAAACAAAUCCGGGGUGGUGACACAUGCCUAUAAUCAAGGUCAUACUUGGCUACAUCGCGAAUUGAAAGCUGGUAUGCAUGAAAACCUUGUCUUAAAAAGCCAAAAACAACAACAACAAAAUGCUAAAAAGUUAAGUCAUUUCAGUUCUGUUUUGUAGGAAUUAAUAGUUGGGAGCUUUUGGGUUUGGUUGUUUCAUUAUUGUACAGUAGCCUUCCAGAUUUUCAUAGUAUCUGUUUUAUUGGAAAUUCUGAGCUGUCUGUCAUUAACAUUUCUUAAGAUAUGGUCCUCAUUUUCAGAGAUUUUGUCUAGCACAUAGAUUAAGGAGCAUAUUUAAGGAAAACACUUCAUUUAUCUAUAGUUCCUUUUAUUAUUUUCUAAAAGCCUGUAGCUACAGUGGAGUGGAGGCAGUUCUUAGAUUUUGAAAGUAAGUUGAGUUGACAUAAAGUGCUACAGUUCGGAUAGCUAGACAGGGAUUAUGAAUACCUGUGUCAAGAAUGCCUUAGGCCACCCUCAGGUUUGAUGAUUUAAUGGAAAGACACAGUAUCCAGUACAUGUCUUUAUUAUGGCUAAGAUUUAUUACAGCCAUAGGUUACUAAGCAGAAUCAGCAAAGGGAAGAGCUACACAGGUAAAGCAUGGAGCGGCCUGCGAGUUCCUUCCCAGUAUAGAGUUGUACAGGAUACAUGUAAUACCUCCAGCAGUGCAGUUGUGACUGCACACCAAGUAUUUCCUACUUAUAAGACUCAUUAGAGGCCGACCUCCGGGUCUGAGAAGAGCAGGAGGAGGUGGCGGCCUCGGGAAGAUGGCUCCUUCUCCUACCAAAUGCAAGGACCGCUCUGACGAGAAGUCCAAGGAUCGCUCUAAAGAUAAAGGGGCCACUAAAGAGUCGAGUGAGAAGGAUCGUGGCAGGGAUAAGACUCGGAAGAGACGCAGUGCUUCAAGUGGAAGCAGCAGCACCAGGUCUCGAUCCAGCUCAACUUCCAGCUCGGGCUCCAGCACCAGCACAGGUUCAAGCAGUGGCUCUAGCUCCUCCUCUGCGUCCAGCCGCUCUGGGAGCUCCAGCACAUCCCGGAGCUCCAGCUCUAGCAGCUCCUCCGGCUCCCCCAGCCCUUCCCGGCGCAGGCAUGACAACAGGCGGCGAUCCCGCUCCAAAUCCAAACCACCUAAAAGAGAUGAAAAAGAGAGGAAAAGGCGGAGCCCUUCACCUAAGCCCACCAAAGUGCACAUUGGGAGGCUCACCAGGAAUGUGACCAAGGAUCAUAUCAUGGAAAUAUUUUCUACUUAUGGGAAAAUUAAAAUGAUUGACAUGCCUGUAGAAAGGAUGCAUCCUCAUCUAUCCAAAGGCUACGCAUAUGUAGAGUUUGAGAAUCCAGAUGAAGCGGAGAAGGCGCUGAAACACAUGGAUGGAGGACAAAUUGAUGGCCAAGAGAUCACUGCUACUGCUGUGUUGGCACCCUGGCCUCGGCCACCCCCACGGCGAUUCAGCCCACCCAGGAGAAUGCUUCCACCGCCCCCCAUGUGGCGCAGGUCACCCCCAAGGAUGAGGAGGAGGUCUCGCUCUCCAAGGCGCAGGUCCCCUGUGCGUAGGAGGUCUCGAUCUCCCGGCCGCCGCCGCCAUAGAAGCUGCUCCAGCUCUAACUCCUCCCAAUAAACAGGGACGUUGAUUCGUACCUCUGUAACUUAUGUUCGUACCUCUGUAACUUAUGUUCCCCCAACUCAGUUUUGUCCUUUCUUUAGCCAACGAGGGUCUGUGUGGAAGGAUCCCUUAACGGGGUGGGCUUUGAAGACAGCAGUUGAGAUAUUUCCUCUGCAGGAUUCUGGCUGCAGAGGUACUGUUGAUUCAGGACUGUGCCCAUAAAGGUGCCCUGUAGUUUUCUGGCUAGAAAGUUCACCCUUCCCGUUCUUGAGAGUCUAGUUUAUAGCAGAGCCAGGUGGGACGAGCAAGCCUCCAUAUUGCAACACACCAUUUUCCACAGAUGGCCUAGGACCUGGGCAACAUGGCCGUACCCUUGCUGUUGCUGUACCACAUCUGCGGAAAGGGGACCAAGCUGCUGUGCUGUUAGGCCUGACCAUGUCCCCUUUGGAGUCCUCGUCAACUUCUAGGGUUAAACACCUUUAUCUUUCCCUGCCCCCAGGUCUCUGUUAUUCUCUGAAAUUGGUGAGCCAGUUCUACAGGGUCCUCAAGGAACCUGCCACCACACUCAUUGUCACCUGCCAUUCACGGGGAUGUUGCAGGUUAACCUUGGCAGUGUAUACAUUGCCUCUUUUUGCUUUUAUUGUACAGUCAGUACUGUAAAUUUUGUUUUGAGUUUUAUGACUUUGUAGUAUUUUAGAUAAGGUCGUUUGUACUUGUGUAGAGUGAGAGGACUGUUGAAUAAACCUUGGACUAGAUGCAAACUGAAAAAAAAAAAAGACUCAUUAGAGACUCAGUACCCAGAGGUUUGGUUGAUGGUUCAUGUGGACAUCCUCUGCCUAGCAUUUGCUAAAUUCUAGGUGCCCAGAGUAAAGCCAGAUAUUAGGCAUAAAUGAUUCUUCUUUGCUCUGGUGAAAGAAGUUCUUCACCCAAACUGUUUCAAGGGAUUUAUUGAGAGGGAGGAAGGAAUCUAGGGGAGUGGCUGCCUCUCUGUCAGGGUGGAAAAGGGCAGCUGCCAACUGAAUAAGCACAGGGCUUAUAUUGUAUAGGACUUCUUAGAUGUGGAGUUCAGGGUGGGAAUUGGUCAGAUUUCAAUCCCUGAGCUUGAACAAGCUGGGUUUCGUGCUUGGGGAUUAGGUGGUUUCAUGCUCAGUUGGUCAGGGGCAGGAAGUGUUUCUUUGGCUCUG